Camelina sativa (false flax) is the source of this 512-nucleotide messenger RNA. RefSeq lists its product as uncharacterized. The record is from RefSeq and is a predicted model, not a curated record. Gene Ontology annotation, molecular function: structural constituent of ribosome; 5S rRNA binding. Gene Ontology annotation, cellular component: ribosome. Gene Ontology annotation, biological process: translation. Lineage: Eukaryota; Viridiplantae; Streptophyta; Magnoliopsida; Brassicales; Brassicaceae.
UAAAUCGAGGUCACGUCUGUUAAUUCAUUAUCAGAAAAAGCCCUGAAUCACAAAGCCAAAAAAAGCCCUAAAGGUAUCUUCUUCUUCGUCUUCUUCUCUUUCAAAGAUCAAGAGAUCGCUGCAUACAGUUCCAUCUUCCUCCACAGCUACAGAUGGUGAUUCCACCGGCAGUAAGGCCACCACGUCUCUUCGACUACCUCAAACCUUACGUGCUGAAAAUGCACUUCACAAACAAGUUUGUUCACGCACAAGUCAUCCACUCACCAACAGCUACAGUAGCUUGCUCAGCUAGCUCGCAGGAGAAAGCACUGAGGGAAACAAUGGACAUCACACGCGACGUUGCUGCUGCUGCAAAGAUUGGUAAGAUUCUUGGGGAAAGACUCUUGAUGAAAGAUAUUCCAGCUAUUACUAUCCAGAUGAAGAAAGAGCAGAGGUAUCACGGUAAAGUCAAGGCUGUCAUCGAUUCCGUAAGAGAAGCUGGCGUCAAGUUGCUUUGAGGAUUGUUCAAUAAU